GUGUGAAUGAUAGCAGAGCGUCCGUCCGUACAUAUCAAACACGACGUGCAUCCCAUUGCUACUACACUGCAUGAUGUUGGUACAUUCGUAUGAAAACUGAAUGAAAACUGAACGUGGUGCACAUGGUGGUGGUGUAAAUUUCGAUGAUAGAUGAUGUUGGUGACCUAAAUCAUCUGUUUAAUCAACACAAAAUUUAUAUCUUGAUUACAACAAUAACGUAUGAACUAUGGCAAGCAGUGAGGAGAAAAAGAUUGAGCACCAAAUGAAGCAGGACUCGCAUGGCAAAAACAACGCAUCAACAGCACCAAUGACUACUGUCUCUAACACAACAUCUGCUUCAAAUCUACCAAAGAAACCUAACUACACUUUGAAAUUUACUCUUGCUGGGCACACCAAGGCAGUAUCUUCAGUCAAAUUUAGUCCAAACGGAGAAUGGCUGGCAAGUUCUUCUGCCGACAAAUUGAUCAAAAUAUGGGGUGCAUAUGAUGGCAAAUUUGAGAAGACAGUUUCCGGCCACAAAUUGGGAAUUUCUGAUGUUGCUUGGUCCAGUGAUUCGCGUCUUCUUGUUUCCGCUUCAGAUGAUAAAACUCUUAAAGUGUGGGAUUUUAACACAGGAAAGUGUUUGAAGACAUUGAAGGGUCAUAGCAACUAUGUUUUCUGUUGUAACUUCAACCCACAAUCUAACCUGAUUGUGUCGGGCUCGUUUGAUGAGAGUGUACGAAUCUGGGAUGUGAAAACUGGCAAGUGUUUGAAGACCCUUCCUGCUCACUCAGAUCCAGUAUCUGCUGUGGAUUUCAAUCGUGAUGGCUCUCUGAUUGUUUCAAGUAGUUAUGAUGGACUUUGUCGCAUCUGGGAUACUGCAUCAGGCCAGUGCUUGAAGACAUUGAUUGAUGAUGACAACCCUCCUGUAUCAUUUGUCAAAUUUUCACCCAAUGGCAAAUAUAUUCUUGCUGCUACAUUAGACAACACAUUGAAGUUAUGGGACUACAGUAAAGGCAAAUGUUUGAAGACAUACACAGGGCACAAAAAUGAGAAGUAUUGUAUCUUUGCAAACUUUUCAGUCACAGGAGGAAAGUGGAUAGUGUCAGGGUCUGAAGACAACAUGGUGUACAUCUGGAAUCUACAAACCAAGGAGAUUGUACAGAAACUGCAAGGACAUACUGAUGUGGUAUUGUGCACAGCAUGUCAUCCUACAGAGAAUCUAAUUGCAUCGGCAGCACUAGAAAAUGAUAAAACAAUUAAAAUAUGGCGUUCUGACUGUUAACACUCGUCAUGAAUGCAAUGUAUAUUAGACAAAGCUUGGUGACCUCUAUGGAAGCUUUCAUUCUGGGAGGCAGUUGAGGGUAGUUGUAAAGGCAACAUGCCUUGAAAUGGAGUUGUGAACUUUACAGGUUGAAGUACAUUUGAGUUCCACUACAGGAUAUGCACAUAGUAUGAGCUUUGGUACUGGUUGUAUGUAAAAAGGAACAUGGAAGGUUUCUUGUUGUAAUGCCAGCCUUGUCCAAUACAUUCACAUAGUAUGAGCUUUGGUACUGGUUGUAUGUAAAAAGGAACAUGGAAGGUUUCUUGUUGUAAUGCCAGCCUUGUCCAAUACAUUCACAUAGUAUGAGCUUUGGUACUGGUUGUAUGUAAAAAGGAACAUGUCAGGUUUCUUGUUGGAGUGCCAGCCUUGUCCAAUACAGAUUUUUGUAUGACUUUGAACACACACUGACUGAUGAUUGAGACUACUUGAAGUAAUUCAAUGGGAGAGACACCGUUGUAGUUAUUUUGAGCUCAGCUUGUGACUGUCUGCUAUCUACAUGUACAUGUAGAAACCAUUAAUAUACACAUAAUGAAUGUUUAUGAGUGCAAUGGUGCGAAUAUGUU
Molecule: messenger RNA, 1866 nt
Organism: Asterias rubens (European starfish)
Lineage: Eukaryota; Metazoa; Echinodermata; Asteroidea; Forcipulatida; Asteriidae
Product: WD repeat-containing protein 5
Exons: 13
Coding region: 227-1264 (345 amino acids)
Cellular component (GO): Set1C/COMPASS complex
Molecular function (GO): histone binding
Source: RefSeq, a predicted model, not a curated record